Molecule: messenger RNA, 4870 nt
Organism: Limanda limanda (common dab)
Lineage: Eukaryota; Metazoa; Chordata; Actinopteri; Pleuronectiformes; Pleuronectidae
Gene: arhgap30
Product: rho GTPase-activating protein 31
Exons: 16
Coding region: 219-4118 (1299 amino acids)
Biological process (GO): small GTPase-mediated signal transduction
Molecular function (GO): GTPase activator activity
Source: RefSeq, a predicted model, not a curated record
GUCAUCAUUAUAUGCUGCUUCUUGUGCCGAUGCAGAGUGAAGAGGAAGCUGCCGACAACAUGCACUGAAGUGGAGGAAGCUGCAGCUCGGUCGGAUCUCUGAGAUGUGCUCCACCUCGGCACUGCCACAUUAACCAGAGCCGGUGGGAGUCGGUGUGACGGGGUGACAAGCGGAGCGGCUCGGUCUGGAUGUGAGGAGAACACCGCCGACAGGAAGAGAUGCGAAGAGUUCGGAGAAGAGGAGGGAACAAAGAGAAGGUGUUUGGAUGUGAUCUGCUCGAGCACCUGAACGCCUCCUCUCAGGAGAUUCCUCAGGUCUUACGGUUCUGCAGUGAGUUCGUGGAGCAUCAUGGCGUCGUGGACGGAAUCUACAGGUUGUCUGGAGUGUCGUCCAACAUCCAGAAACUCAGGGGGGAGUUUGAGAGUGACGGGAACCCAGACCUGAACAAGGAUGUGUAUCUGCAGGACAUCCACUGCAUCAGCUCUCUGUGCAAAGCUUAUUUCAGGGAGCUGCCGAACCCUCUGCUCACGUACCAGCUGUACGACAAGUUCGCUGAGGCGGUUGCCAUCCAGUUGGAGGAGGACAGGCUGGUGAAGAUAGGAGAUGUGCUGAAGGAACUUCCACCACAACAUUACAGGACUCUGGAGUUCCUGAUGCGUCACCUCGUCAAGAUGGCUUCAUAUUCCUCAGAGACCAACAUGCACUCCAGGAACCUCGCCAUCGUCUGGGCCCCCAAUCUGCUCAGGUCAAAGGACAUCGAGUCGACCGGGUUUAACGGCACGGCAGCCUUCAUGGAGGUCAGGGUUCAGUCCAUCGUGGUGGAGUUCAUCCUCAAUCAUGUCCCUCAGCUGUUUCCUGAAGAAGGUGAAUCGGAUGAGAGAAGGAAGUCUCUCCCGUCUCCAUCAACAGCGUCCAAUCCGGAUGAAAUGUUUCUGAAGUCUGUUCCCACUCGGCUUGUCCACAGCUAUGGGAACAUCAGCCCAGGAGACGGCCCACAACCCAUGAGACCCUACCAUGCGAUAAUAGAGGGAACAGACAAGAGGAAAGGAUCUCUGAAGGGCAGGAAGUGGAUGUCCAUCUUCAACAUCGGAGGACGAUUCCAAGACACACGGAGACGAAACAAACACUCAGCUAAAGAGAAAGACAGACCUGCUAUGAGACCAGCAAGAAGCAUGGACUCCCUCAGUAUCCAGUCUUAUGCAAAUGAAGGCUCCAAACAUUCUCCCCAGACCCCUCCCUCCAGCAACCUGUCUCCCCUCGUCACCUCCUCCCCACAGCCGGGCUCAGAGGCCGCUGCGCCUCCUGGUGGAAUGGGGGGGAGUGAAUACGCUGUGACGUACCGCAGAGGAACCGGGUGCGUGAGCGGGGGGACCCAGGGCACCUACACUGCUCUGGACCCUGAGGGCUUAGGGGUCAUUGGCAGUGAGGGUCUCCAGUCCAGAUCCCCGGGUCUCUCGGCCAAAGCAGGACGAAGAGCGGCCAUGCACAUCACAGGGCCCACCAUGGUGACUGUGCCACUACACAUCACCUCCAACCUGGCGUUGGGGGUGCUGCAAGGGCGCGGGAGCGACCGGGUCAUCCAUCGUGGCCGGGAUAAGGAUGGAGGGGACAAGGUGGAAGGAAAGGAGGGAGAAGGAAAAGGGGAGAGGAAGAAAAUCAAGAGGACGGAUAUGAAGGUGGAGGGAGUCAGGAAGGUUAGAAAGGAGGAGACAGACGGGGGAGGAGUUGUUGACGUGGAGGUGAAAACAGUGGUGGCAGGUGGGGUUGGCCAGGAGGAGGGUGAGGGAGCAAAGGCGGAGAAGGAGGAAGAGGAGAGAAAAAGAUGUAGACGGGAGUCGGAGCUGGUGCUGGUAGGUCGAAGUGUUUCCAGAGAGCAAGUCAACUCCAACACAGAUGAUGAAGAAGCAACGAGAAACGAGCAACAAGACGACAGGAGCAGUGACUACGUGGAUAUGAAAGGCAUGGAACUGGCUGAUCCUCCUCCAGGGGUGACCGAGCCGGAUUAUGUUACUUUGCUCGAAGCGUCCGACAUCCUGAACUCGACCGAGGCGGAGGCAGACGACCAGGAGCUGUCUGGCUACGUUCAGGAUAACUUUGAGUUCCUGGACCACAUGGACAUGGACCACAUGGACAGCAGCAACUCAUAUCAGGUGCACGAGUUCUCCGUCGAGCCUCCUUGUGACUCAGACGACGAGUAUGAGGUCAUGGUUCAAGCUCCGCCUCCCCCGGAUCCUGCAGUGCAACAUGUGCACCUGCAGCCGGGUCCUGAAACACGCACCCGGAGUCAAACCGAGUUCAAACCUCACAGGCCGCUGAGCCUCGACCUGCACCUGCGACACACUAAAUCCCUCAGCCUGCCUUACAUGACCUCACCUAUCGACGGGCCGGACGAGUCCUGCUCUGAAGAGGAGGAGGAGGAGGAGGAGGGAGACAUCAGUGAUGAGGAGGAUUACAGCAGUGAGGAGGGAAGCAUGUUCGCUAAAAGCCUCCCUGCUGAUUUCCUUUUAAGCAAUCUGAGCAGGUUUGGACUGGAUACUGAUAACCUCAGUGAACUUCCUGUUGACCAAUCGCAAAGCUCUGAGGAUUCUGAGGCGUCGCACCCUAAAGAACUGACCCCCGGGGACCAGGAGCAAGAAGAGGUAAUGGAUGAAGAGGAGGGAGAAGGAAAACAGAUAGUGAAGAGCGAAGAGGAAGAGGAAGAUCAUCAACAAGAAGAGCAACCAGAAAAACAAAGUUUGGCAGCAGAAGAAGAUCCCGACAUCCCGGAGGACGUUCAAAGUGACAAAGAAAAGCUGCGUGAUUCCGAACCCUCGACAUCCAGCUGUGAGAAGACGGAGAAUCUCAUCACUAUCAAGGCUGAGGAGGAGGAGAAGGAGGAGGAAGAGGAAGAAGAGGAGGAAGAGGAUGAUAAUCUUCCCACUGAUUAUCCACCUUGUCACACAGAUUCCUGUUCCACGCAGGAGACGGGUGAUGGUCAGCUAGAGGAGACUGGAGGACAUCCUGGAACCUGUGAUGAAGAGGAGAAAAAAGAAAAACACAUUGACGAGGCGGAGAACAGGAGGGUAGAAGAAGAGACAGAGACGACAUGUCAAGAAAUGGGUCUGGAGAAAAAACAAGAGGAUCAGAACCUGUUGGAAAACCCUAGUGAAGAGGAUGAAGAGGGAACAGCUGGCGACGAAGAAGAGAAACAGGAAGGUGGCAGAGAGGAGGAUAGUGUUAGUUGUAGCAGAGAAGUUUGGGAGGAAAUUGAGGAUGUCGUAUGUGAGGUGAUCGAGGAAAGUGAGAAGGUCCAGAGGGAGGGAGAGAGAGCUAGAAAGCAGGAGGAGGAGAAAGAGGAGAAAGAGGAGAAAGAGGAGCAGGAGGAGCAGGAGGAGCAGGAGGAGCAGAAUGUGAAGGGAUCAGGAGAAAAAAGAGAAGAAGAGGAGGAAGGAGGGACAAACAAGACAGAAGAUCGAAUAGAGGUCGAGAAGCUCACAGAGAUGCACCGAGAGUCUGAGGAGAAAGAGACGAGUAAACUUCAGGUGAAGACGACCGCCAUCGAAGAGGCUCAGCAUCACGACAGAGAAGAUGAGGCCACAAGAGAGAAAGAAAACAGGACAAACGAUGAAGAGGCCGCUGAUGAGCAACGCAGAACAACGGCAAACGCCAGGUCUGAUGUCAAAACACUCAAGUGUGAGGAGAGUGACAGGAAGCUGGUUAUCUCCCAACACCCAAAGGUUUACCAGGCGAGAGCUGUGCCGGUGGUGCCCCCAAAGCCUCAGCACUGCAGAUUCACCGCCAUGACCCUCCGGCAGCAGCAGCAGAAUCAGCAGCCGCAGCCGCACCAGCAUCAGCAUCAGCAGCCGCAUCCGCAGCAGAGAGAGCGGAGAGGCGCAGACGGAGGAGGAGAGAACUCACCGAGAGUCCAGCCGGAGCAGGAGAGGGUCAGUGCGGGGGAGCAGGGGAAGGACGGAGUGAGGAGGGAGACGGAGAUGAGGAAGGACGGGGAGGACACCAGCAGAAACAGUCCCGUCAGCAUGUGUUUCGAUGAGGCCGUUGCCAUAGCAACCAUGAGGCGAGGGAAGGAGAGGGGCAGCGAGAAGGAGAGGUCGAGGGACCGGGGGGGCGAAGUGCUCUGAGCCAGUAUCGAAAUUUAAAACAGAUUUUUACGGGUUUUCUGUUGUUUUUUUUUGCAUACGACAUAGAAGUUUGUCUCGUUCUUUUACUAAAUUCUGUUUAUUUCAGUACAAAUUACAACAACAGUAUUGACUGUCGGAUGACGUUUGAGUUGUGUUUCUGACACAAACUAACUUUGAAAACUUGUAGGUGUUUUAAAUAUUGGGGAAAGAGAUGGGGGGGGGGCAACAUGCAUCAAAGGUCCUGGACUGGACUUAACUUGGAGCUUAUGCAAUUAUAUGGUCGUUGUCUUAAGGCACAAGGUUUAGAAUACAACUGCAGGUACCUGAUAUUACGUUAAUUAAAAUAUAAAAAUAUCAGCAAACACGUGAGUGAGACGAGAUUAAAAAACCAUAACAUGUUAGAUAUGAAAUAUUCUACAAACCAUCUGGAUAAAUUGUUAUUUUUUUUUUAUAUUUAAAUCCCAAACUUUCAUAGAGUCUUUGGAAAACAGAACAUCGCACCAUUGGAUAACGCAAAUUAGAUCAGAAGCAAAUAUGUGAAACUCGAAUCUAACUCUUGUUAGCACUAGUUAUCUAAUUAUACAAUACUUUGUAUUUAUAUAAAGUAUAUGUAUAUAUACAGUAUAUCUAUAUUUAUGUAUACUGUAUUUGUAUAAAGAAAAUGCCAGAAAGUUAAAUGGUAAAUUUGAAAGAGUGGUGAUAAUGGAUGGAAUGUAUCAUUUAAGAUAAAUAUGAUGACUGAAGAAAUGUGU